AGAUCCGAGAGGCCUUCAAAGUCUUUGACCGCGACGGCAACGGCUUCAUCUCCAAGCAGGAGCUGGGCACGGCCAUGCGCUCGCUGGGCUACAUGCCCAAUGAGGUGGAGCUGGAAGUCAUCAUCCAGCGGCUGGACAUGGACGGUGACGGCCAAGUGGACUUUGAGGAGUUUGUGACCCUCCUGGGACCCAAGCUCUCCACCAUGGGGAUCCCGGAGAGGUUCCAUGGCACCGACUUCGACACCGUCUUCUGGAAGUGCGACAUGCAGAAGCUGACCGUGGACGAGCUGAAGCGGCUGCUCUACGACACCUUCUGUGAGCACCUGUCCAUGAAGGACAUCGAGAACAUCAUCAUGACGGAGGAGGAGAGCCACCUGGGCACGGCCGAGUGCCCCGUGGAUGUGGAGACCUGCUCCAACCAGCAGAUACGCCAGACGUGCGUGCGCAAGAGUCUGAUCUGCGCCUUCGCCAUCGCCUUCAUCAUCAGCGUCAUGCUCAUCGCGGCCAACCAGGUGCUGCGCAGCGGCAUGAAGUAGGCGCCGCCUGGACGCCUCCGCUGGCCCCUCCACACCCACCACCGCCUGCAGUCCUUUCCCGCAGCCGCUCCCCGGGCCUCCACCGCCUCCUGUACUUCAGGGCCUGGAUGUCCGGCAACCCCGCCCGCCCUUGCAUGGGGCUGUGGCCCAGCUGUGGAGGGCCUGGGGGCGGCUCUGAGGACGGCCUCCAGCCCUGCCAGCACCCUGCCCCUGCCUCACCCACCCUGGCCUGUAUGUAGCACUAACUCUUCCCCUGUCCAGGGGCUCCUGGGAAGUGAAGGAGGAAUUGGCACAGGGGCCCAGGAGCUACUGUGGCCCCUCAGGCAGGAAGGGGCCCCGGUGCCUGGGGCCAACAGCUAGCCUGACCCUGGUCCCUGAGGUUUGGG
Messenger RNA from Myotis lucifugus (little brown bat), 922 nucleotides. It is a transcript of the gene CABP7, whose product is annotated as calcium binding protein 7. Lineage: Eukaryota; Metazoa; Chordata; Mammalia; Chiroptera; Vespertilionidae. The annotation marks the transcript as partial. The record is from RefSeq and is a predicted model, not a curated record. The transcript is spliced from 4 exons. Gene Ontology annotation, molecular function: calcium ion binding.